Molecule: messenger RNA, 3365 nt
Organism: Myotis brandtii (Brandt's bat)
Lineage: Eukaryota; Metazoa; Chordata; Mammalia; Chiroptera; Vespertilionidae
Product: zinc finger protein 883
Exons: 3
Coding region: 624-2180 (518 amino acids)
Biological process (GO): regulation of immune system process; negative regulation of transcription by RNA polymerase II; regulation of cytokine production
Molecular function (GO): DNA-binding transcription repressor activity, RNA polymerase II-specific; protein binding
Source: RefSeq, a predicted model, not a curated record
CCUCACUGCAGCCCAGGCAGAGCUGACACUGCUGAUGGCAUCAGAAGCAGAUGCUCUGAAGUAUUAGUGUCUGUUUUGUGACAUUAACUUUGCUUAGUGGAUUCAAUGGAGGCAACAUAGUUCUUGUUAGAAAGGAGCAAUGUUCCCCAGCAACAUAAGGCCUGAAGGAGACAAAUGCCUAAUGGCCUGAAUGAAGAAAAAAAAUGCCUCUUAUUCUGAAAGAGCUGGUCCUGAAGAAAGAUAUGCAAAACCAGCAGCUAAAGGAAGCCUCACAGGUGCCCAGGAAACAAACUUGCCCUAUAAAUCACAUCCGCUGAAGGUGCUGGAGGACACUUAGUAUACUUGGUGUGUACUGAGCUAUAUGCCCCCCAAUCCAGUCCUGGAUUGAGCUGUGGAAAUACAGGAUCCUGGACUUGGAGCGUAGGAACUACAUUACCCAGAAGGCCGGGCGUGGAAUGACAACGGGAUGAGCCAAUGGAGGCUCAGGAAAGGCGUUUCCGCUUGGCCACUUGUGUAGGGCGGGACGGGUAGGCCUCCUGGCGGGGUUUUGUCUUCUCUCAGUUUUAUUCUCAGGCGGUCAGGAGUUCCUGGUCGCAGAGUCCCGUGGAGAAGGCUGGAGAGUGAUGCUCCCCGCCUCACAGCCCGUGGUGGGAGCCUGCAGGGGCGCGCACAGCUCACAUGUGGGAUUGAAGCUCCCAGUCGCUAUCAGGGCCGGGCCAGGGACCGCCAUUCCCGCAGCGGCCUCUUCUCCGGGGGCUCAGGCCCCGCUCUGCCCACAGAGUCCAAUGGCGGCGCCCGAGCUGAGUUGCAGGCCUGAGGUUGGUGUGACCUUUGAGGACAUUGCCCUGUACUUCUCCAGGGAGGAAUGGAGCCUCCUUGAUGAGAGUCAGAGACAGCUGUACCUGAAUGUGAUGCUGGAGAACUUUGAACUUAUAUCCUCCCUGGGUUGCUGCUGUGGAGCAGAGAAUAUGGAGGCAACGACUGAACAGAAGGUUUCUGUAAGAUUGUCACAGGCAAGGAAUCCCAAGGUAGCCUUGUCUUCCCAGAAGAGUCACCCCUGUGAGAGUUGUGGGCUAGUCUUGGGAAACAUUUUCCACGUGAUGGAGCUGCAGGGAACACAACACGGACAGAUACUGUUGAGGUGUGGGGCGUGUGCAAAACAAUUUUAUUUCCGUGCAAAAUUUCACCAGGAACAUGUGAGAGAGAAGUCUUUCACUAGAGGUGUGGACAGGAUCUCACUUGUAAGCAGCUGCAAUUUCAAUGUGUCCCAGAAUCGUUGCACAUGCGCGGAGGUUGGGCAGGGUGUCCUUACGGGGUCAGGACAUCUCCACCUAAAGGCUACUCAGACCAAGGACAGUCCAACCGCAAUUUCCACGUGUGGGAUUUCGUUUAAAAGGAGAAAAAAUUAUUACAGUAGAAAAGAAUGUAAGAGAGACAUUAGUUGCACCCACACAUUUAUUCAGGAAAAAGGUGUCCAUCUUGGAAGUGGGUGUUGUAUGUGCUCUGAAUGUGGAAUUUAUUUCACCAAAUUUUCUAGCUUUCAUUAUCAACAGAGAGGUCACACUGGAGAAAAGCCUUAUAAAUGCAGUGAGUGUGGAAAAUCUUUUACCACUACUAGAGACCUUCAUUGUCAUCAGCGUAUUCACACUGGAGAAAAGCCUUAUAAAUGCAGUGAAUGUGGAAAAUCUUUUGCCCGGAGCAAUGCACUUCGUUAUCAUCAGGGAGUUCAUACGGGAGAAAAGCCUUAUAAAUGCAGUGAAUGUGGAAAAUGUUUUAAAAGUAUCAGUGGUCUCCAAUAUCAUCAGAGAGUUCACACUGGAGAAAAGCCUUAUCAAUGCAGUGAAUGUGGGAAAUCUUUUACCUCUAAGAACAUCCUUCAUCAACAUCAGAGAGUUCACACUGGAGAAAAGCCUUAUAAAUGCAGUGAAUGUGGGAUAUCUUUUACCCAAAGCUCUGCCCUUUCUCAUCAUCAGAGACUUCAUACAGGAGAAAAGCCUUAUAAAUGCAAUGAAUGUGGAAAAUCUUUUACCUCUAAGACCCACCUUCAUCAUCAUCAGAGAGUUCAUACAGGAGAAAAGCCUUAUAAAUGUAGUGAAUGUGGGAAAUCUUAUAAAGGCAGAAGUGGUCUCCUAUAUCAUCAGAGAGUUCACAAUGGAGAAAACUCUAAUGAGUGCAAUUAAUAUGAGGAAUCUCUCAGCCACAUUUCUAAAUUCGUCCUCCGCAUAAAAUUACAAAUGUGAGAAAUUUUUUAGAUGUGUAGGAAAUGUAGUUUCUUAUUUAGGACUUAAAAAUACUACCAGAAAAUUUGUGAAUCCUCAUUUUUCUGAAUUGUAUCUCAUACAUUUAAUCACCUAUAUUCUGUAAAGUUCCCAUUAAGUGUUUUUGCUAUUGUGUUUCUGUGAUUUUAUGUUGGAACACUAUGUAAUUAUGUUGCACGUUCUAACAUACAGAGAUGUCCUGCCAGAUCUGUGUCACUGCAUAUUUCUAUUGCUGAAGGUAUUUCCCCUCAACCGCCUAUAAGGUCUCUACAGAUGGCAUCAAUCACCAUCCUCAUGUGCCCAGGGAAGUUAAGUCUGUUGUCUAAUUUGUUGACAGAAAUGAGGAAUCCCUGAGCCCUUAUUUCUUUCUUCUUUCCCUGUCAUGCGUUGCCACAUAGGACUCAUUACGGUUGGCUCCAUAAACAUAAUGUUGCAGAAGAACUGCCAUUUUCAGGGACAUACUUUCUCUAGAUGGUAAUGAUGAGUUUAUUGUGUGCCUAAGUCAUCAAUGGAAGAUCUGCCAGUCUCAUGUUCUUUGGCUUAUAAAAUAAUGAAGGCGUUUUCCUAAGACUUCUUUAAUCUUGGGUGUUCUCUAUUUACUCUAUAGAUUAGUUUAUAAGGAGAUCUGGGCUUUCCAAGCAUGAUGAGGUGAAAAACUUUUAUGGGCUCUCAAACAUUUUUUUCUUGGGGGAACAGUAUGGUGCAGAAAUUAGCUCAGCAGUUUUUGGCAAAUUUACACUGCUGCCCAUAUUUUCCUAGGAAACACUGUGGACACUCUACUCCUCAUGUGAAGAUGGAUGCUUUGAGACACAGAGAUCACUCCGAAGAGGGGAUAGCUGGGACAACCUCAAGUAUGUCUGGGAGCAUGAGUUUUUUUUCUUGUUUGCAAGCGAUGCUAAUACGUGUAAAGUGAAUCUCUGGCCCAGGUCUUGCAGAGGGCCAUGUGCCCGAAUGCCUACAAUUUCACAGGUGAUGGUCACUGGUUUGAGGACAAUCGCAUUCAUGGGAAACGGUUUCACUACAGAAACACUGACCUAAUUGUUGGAUGAGACUGCACCCAUUUAGAUGGAAUGGUCCUCAUCUAACUGUGCAUCCAGGAAUUAUUUU